UAUAGAAGUCUGUGGAACACACGGCCGGUCGCAUUUGAAAUAUCCUGUACGCGCGCCUGUUUUGUACAAUGGCCGUCACGCAUGCGCGGUGGCGUAUAUGUGUACCGUAGAUUAUAUACGUCUAUCUCUAUGGUGUGUACACGACAUGUAUACAUGCAUACGUGCUCCAAUACUCCGAUUAUACGGGAUUGAAUGACGCGAUGAAUGACAGAAGUCCACCGGAACGCGAUUAGGACUGCGGGAAGCAUGGGAGCGCGAUUCUCUUUCUCGCUGCCCGCGAUGGGUAAUUGUAUCAGGAACAUGCUGAGGAGGCUGCGAAGAAGCCGCACCGCGGAGAAGACCAUCAUUUUGCUCAUUGUGGGACUGGAUAACUCCGGGAAGUCAACGAUACUGAAUCACAUCAGCGGUGAUUCAGAUCAGAAUGUGCUGCCUACAAUAGGAUUCCGGACGGUGUCUCUAAAGCACAAGUCAUAUUCCGUCAAGAUAUACGAUCUCGGGGGCAGCUCCCAGAUUAGACCACUGUGGCCUAAAUAUUACAACGACAUACAUGGUCUUAUAUACGUGGUGGACGCUAGCGAUAUUUCCCGUCUUGCCGAGAAUAAAGUCGUGUUUAACGAAUUAAUCACACACGAGCAUAUCUCGACGAAACCGAUAUUGUUACUCGCCAACAAACAAGAUUUGAAUGGCGCUAUCGACGAGCUGGAUGUGGUUGAAAACCUGGACGUGGAGCGCGCGGCCAACGCCAUGAGAUGUCCGACUAGAGUGGAAACGUGCUCCUGCAUUUACAACAAGGAGCAACCCAAGAGUAGCAUCGCGGGGAUAAGGGAGGGAUAUAAAUGGUUGUUGGAUAUCGUAGUGAAAAAUUAUGCUAUCUUGAACAGCAGAGUCAAACAAUCACAGAAUUGUCAACAUAAAAGUGUGCAACGGACACAAUCUGUUGCGUCAAAUACACCAUCGAAAGUGUCUGUACAUUCUAAUCCCUUUAAACCCAUUAAGGAUCUUUUAGCGGCAAAGGAUGAAGCUUUAAUAAGCGAAUCGUGCAAUGGUAUCAGUGAAAAGAAGAACAUUAUAAAAGUUUUUGCAAAGAGAAACAAGACUGCCCCUCUUCCAACUGAGCCAUCGAUCAUUGAACACGAAAGUUCUUCACAAGAUCUUAAUGUAGAAACUUUCGCUGGAGAGAAGAGUACACAAACUCUGACUACAAUAUUAGAUCCAUUGAAUCUAAGUAUUGAUCAUAAUGAAAGUUAUGCAAAUAGCAAACUAAUCCGUCCAUAUACAGCGCCAGAAAGAUCGGAACGGUUAUCAAAUAAUAUGACGAUAAUCAACAUUCCUGGUCAAGUGCCUCAGUAGCAGCAUCUGUAAUUUUUAUAUUUAAGUUCGAGGACCACAUCUAUGUAUAAUGGCUUCGUUCGCUAUGAAUGAAAAGUUGUAAAUGCUGUAAAAAAUGCAAGUUAUAUUAAGAUAAAAUGAGAUUGUUAUAGCUUUUAGAUAAGUGAUAUCUUGAAUAUUGUUAGUUUUAGUAUCAGCAUUGCCUAGCUUUACAUGUUUUAAAUAUCUUUUGUACGAAAAUGCUUUAUACCAUUGAUUUUCUUUUUUAAACUCUGACAAAACGCGAAAGUAACUUUAUAAAGAUUAAUAAUAUAUGUAUGUAAUAUAAUAAAUGGACUCAACUAAAUAUAUCUAUAAAGAAAAAUAUCCAAUAUUCUUGCCAUGUGACUAAUAUAUUAAAAUAAUUAUAAUGCUUAUAACAUUUAUACAUUAUAUCUUAUCAAUUUAUUGUGUAAAUUUGUAUACAAGUUCGUGUAUAGAAAGAUAUUACAAAUAUAUACGAUACAAAGCACACAAAAUAGCACUAAAGCUAUAUAUAUA
Messenger RNA from Vollenhovia emeryi, 1869 nucleotides. Its product is annotated as ADP-ribosylation factor-like protein 13B. The coding region runs from base 205 to 1350 and encodes 381 amino acids. Gene Ontology annotation, biological process: non-motile cilium assembly; receptor localization to non-motile cilium. Gene Ontology annotation, cellular component: non-motile cilium; ciliary membrane. The record is from RefSeq and is a predicted model, not a curated record. The transcript is spliced from 8 exons. Lineage: Eukaryota; Metazoa; Arthropoda; Insecta; Hymenoptera; Formicidae. Gene Ontology annotation, molecular function: GTPase activity; GTP binding.